Messenger RNA from Diabrotica virgifera virgifera (western corn rootworm), 1223 nucleotides. RefSeq names its product RNA transcription, translation and transport factor protein. Gene Ontology annotation, molecular function: RNA binding. Gene Ontology annotation, cellular component: tRNA-splicing ligase complex. The transcript is spliced from 5 exons. Gene Ontology annotation, biological process: tRNA splicing, via endonucleolytic cleavage and ligation. NCBI's taxonomy places the organism in Eukaryota, Metazoa, Arthropoda, Insecta, Coleoptera, Chrysomelidae. The coding region runs from base 108 to 842 and encodes 244 amino acids. The record is from RefSeq and is a predicted model, not a curated record.
AGAAGCAAGCCGGUUAGAAAAGUGUGGUUAGUUUAUUUGUUCUGUAUCUAGCAAUUCUAGCAUUUUCUAUAAUAAUUAUUUAUAAUAUUAAUAUAAUUCUUUAAAAUAUGUCUAAACGAUUACUCUUAGCCCUUGAAUAUCCAAAUGCAGACAAUGUAAAUUUAGAUGAUGAAAACACAUUCAAAUCCAUAAUUAUUUGGUUGGAAACCAAUAAAAUACGAAAAGCUCCAAAUGAUGUGGUAAAUCAAUUAAAGAAUAACAACAGAGACUGGCAUAAUACUUUUUCCAAAUAUAAAGAUGGAAUUGGCUGUCCUCCUUUGAAAAAUCGAACUGAAGAAUUGCAGUGGAUUUUGGGUUAUGCAGUACAGUUGGAAACACAAAAGAAUAAAAACGUUUAUUUGAAACAUGCAGUGGAAAACUUACAAGCCAAGAAUGUUCCAGCUGUAGUUGCAGAGAAUAUAUUGGAUAAAUUAGACUUUCGCAGUCCAGAGUUUGCUGAAGGUAUAAAAGAACUUGCUAAAGUUCUAAAUGUAGUUUGUCAUCCCGAUCCCCUUGUUACACUGAAAGCAGUACGAAAAGUGGUAAUUCAAAGAAUGUCACCAGAUUGUGUUGAACAUCCCGAAAAAUAUGUGUUAAAGGGAACACCCUUUCCUAUUCAAGACGCUGAUCUGGGCUUUGAUUUAAAUGAUCCAGUUUUGAAUCAAGCAGCAAAAAUAUUGAGGAUGAUCUACAUCCAAGAUAUGCGAAAUUUGCAGACGAGAGCUAACGAACUUAUUGUAGCUGUACAAUCUGUUACAGCUAACCCUAAGACGGACACCAAACUAGGAAAAGUUGGUUUCUAAAUAAACAAAUUAACUAAUAAAUAUUUAAUUGAAUAUUGGAAUGAAUAUUUAAUUUAAUAUAUAGGGUGUCCCAAAAGUAGCGGAACAGUUGAAUAUUUCUCGAAAUAAACAUCUAAACACGACGCCCCACUCUGGAGUUGUGGCUAACUCCAGAGGGUGGAGUGGAGGUCGUGUCUGGUGUCAUUUGAUAGAUUUUUGAAAAUUAUUGAACACAUUUUUUUCAAUUUUUUUAUCCAAUGUUCAUUUUGCACAAUAUUCGAACAUUUCGCUGCUUUUUGGGACACACUGUAUAAGAAUUUAUGAAUAAGUUGUGUGUUUUCUAAACGUCUAGUUUUAAUUUCUUAUUUUAUUUACUGAAUACAAUAAAUAUUUAUACAGUCA